This is a messenger RNA of Populus euphratica (Euphrates poplar), 852 nucleotides long. RefSeq lists its product as uncharacterized. The transcript has 2 exons. NCBI's taxonomy places the organism in Eukaryota, Viridiplantae, Streptophyta, Magnoliopsida, Malpighiales, Salicaceae. Bases 1 to 852 code for a protein of 283 amino acids. The record is from RefSeq and is a predicted model, not a curated record.
AUGGCUGCAUCAUCAUCAUCAGACGAGUCUAGUAAAAGGUCAGUACUGUUCGUUCGGAUGAUUCAUUUUGGAAUUGAAGUUGGAGUGGCAAUGAAGGUGAUGGCAUUUUGGAUUUGGCUAGAGACACAAGGGUUUCGAGAAAUUAUGAGAAAGAUCUUACUUCAUGAUGAUAAAUUCUUGACUCUACUAGCCAAAGAAGCUGAGGAUAUUCUGUCAUUUCUGAAACAACUGUCAAAAAAUCCCAUAUCACCAGAUUUGAUGCGUUUCACUCCAAAGCUAACCGAACAUUUCUUGUGUCUCAAUGUCAUCCUUGCUGAUAAAGAAAAGGCCUUAAAGGGUAUCACAGAGAUCUAUAACGGAGUCUGUUGUGUGGUCUUGAAGGAUAUUUUAGAAAGGAUGGGAGAGCAAAUUACCGAGGGGAAUGUUUUUAGUCCCCUGGAAGACGUUAAGAAAUUCGGUUCCGAGAAAGUUGGCAGCAGAGCAAAACCAAUUGCACCAUAUGUUGGAUCCAAGCUGAACCCUUCAGCCAAAGAGUGGAAUCCUGUGACAGAGAGAGCAGCCGAGGAAAAUAGAUGUUUGUUCUUGACGUUCUCAAAUGGAUACCCUCUCACUGAAAGUCAAAUCUCCAGGUUUUUCACAAUGAAUUACGGGUCAUGUGUGGAAAGGGUGUACGUGCAUUGGCCUGAGCCGAAGGAUCAAGGUGCACCACCACUGUUCGGGAAAGUGGUCUUCACUGCGUCUUAUGUACCAGCCAUGAUCUUGAAUGGAAAAAUUGAAGCCAAAUUUUGGGUCGAUGCUAAACCUUUAUGGGGCAAGAGGUUCAAGCCCAAGAAGAGGAGUGGAUACAAAUAA